CAGGAGUCGCUUGAGUCGGUCGGCCAAGCCAUAGACGACAUCGGAAGCGCCGUCUGGAAAUCGACGUCGAAGAUUAUCUCACAUGGUUACAAUCACAUGGAAAUCAACUUUAAACAAUGUAGUACUGGAAAUAUUAAAGGAUCGAUAAGAUUCCGUAGGCGUCGGGCCCAGUUCGCGCCAUAGCUCGAAGCCCUUGGAUAUAGAUGCCAAGCAGAUCGCUGCGGCGACUGAGCCAGUGACUGUCGCGAUUGAUUGUUGCCCUAGCGAAUGGUCAAGCCCUAGGGGGCGAAGGUUGAAGAUGGGAUGGAGAAGAAGAAGAAUUUGCCGCCGUUCGGGUUUCUGUGAGAAUGGUGACGGCUCUAUCUCGCGCCAAAAUGUAUGAGAGAAAUUGUUUGGGGGUACGAAUUCGUCGCGCAGUCUCGUAAUUCAUCGUUCCUCUCUCUCUUUGUUGAUGGACAAGCUUUUGGGCACUCACUUGACGAAUAUGGCGAGUUCAGACACUGAUCUUAACAAUGAACAGUGUGAGAAUGCUCUGAUUGUGAAGGCAUAUCCAAUCGGUAUGGUACGGGCAACGGAUAUGGAUGAAGUGGGUGGAGAGAAUGCGGGGAAUUGUAUGCUUGAACCAUAUGUGGGGCAGGAGUUUGAUUCAGCUGAUGCAGCUCUUAGUUUCUAUAAUUCAUAUGCACAGCACCUUGGAUUUAAAGUUCGAAUAGGUCAGUUGUACAGAUCACGAACUGAUGGGACGGUAUCUUCUCGCAGAUUUGUGUGUUCGAAGGAGGGGUUUCAGCUUAGUUCACGCACAGGGUGUCCUGCAGUCAUACGGGUACAGAGGCGUGAUUCUGGGAAGUGGGUCAUUGACCUUUUUCACAAAGAUCACAAUCAUCACCUUGAAUGUGAUGGUGAGGAAACCCCUCCUCCUGUUCUGCAAGUUAAGGCUCCUAGAUCUGCAAGAUUGACUGUUAAUGUUUCUCAUAGACGAAAAGUUCAUUUGUUUAAGAAUGUUGAAGACGACUUCCUCUGUCCUUCGAGAAUUAUCAAUACGAAGCAUUUAAACGAGAGAGCAAAUGUAGUGCAACGGAAGGGCGAGCCUUGUGUUGGUCUGGAGUUCAACUCAGCAAAUGAGGCAUAUCAGUUUUAUAAUGCCUAUGCUGCAAAUGCGGGAUUCAGAAUACGCAUUGGUCAAUUGUUUCGAUCGAAGAAUGAUGGUUCAAUUACAUCAAGACGAUUUGUGUGCUCUAAGGAGGGAUUUCAACAUCCGUCAAGAUUAGGCUGUGGGGCAUUUAUGAGGAUUAAGAGGAAUGAAUCUGGAAGAUGGGUUGUAGAUCGCCUUAAGAAAGAUCAUAAUCAUGAUCUUGAGCCUCAAACAGAAGCUCAAAAAAGAAAUCUAAUAGCUUCCAAAAGACUUAUAGGAGAACUGGGUGGCGGAUUUGAAUGCAAAGAACCAGUCAACUUGAACAGUGGACUUGUCAUUAAGAGAACUCGGGAGAACAAAAUUUGUAGUGAUUGGUAUCCAGGUCUUUUUGAAUAUUUCCAAUCCAAGCAAGCAGAAGAUACAGGAUUCUUUUAUGCAGUAGAAGUUGAGAAUUCUAAUUGCAUGAGCGUUUUCUGGGCAGAUGGCAGGUCUCGAUUUUCUUGUAGUCAGUUCGGUGAUGCAAUUAUCCUUGACACCUCAUAUCGGAAAAGCGCUUAUGUGGUGCCAUUUGCAACUUUCACAGGAAUUAAUCACCAUAAACAACCUGUUCUUCUUGCAUGCGCUUUAGUUGCUGAUGAAUCUGUAGAAUCCUUCUCGUGGCUGUUUCAAACAUGGCUUCGAGCAAUGUCUGGUUGCCGCCCACUUUCAAUAAUUGCUGAUCAGGACAAUGGUAUUCAACAAGCAGUUGCACGAGUUUUCCCCGGAACUUUGCAUCGUUUUUCACCGUGGCAAAUCAAGGAAAAGGAACAAGAUAAUCUCAGCAUGCUGGACGAAACUUUUAGAUUUGAAUAUGAAAAAUGCGUUUACCAGAGUCAGACUGCUGAAGAAUUUGAUGUCGGAUGGACCACUCUUAUCGGGAAGUAUGGGUUGAAGGAGAAUGCUUGGUUUAUAGAAAUGUAUAUAAAGCGUAACAACUGGGUUCCAUUGUUCUUGCGGGUAACUUUUUUUGCAGGCAUCCCCACAACUGACAACAUCGAAUCAUUUUUUGGUACAGCAUUCAAUGCUCGAACACCAGUUGCAGAGUUCAUUUCUCGUUAUGAAAUUGGGUUGGAGAAGCGUCGUGAUGAAGAAAGAAAAGAGAGUUUGAACUCUCUAAACUUGCAAGGUUUUCUGCAAACAAAAGAACCAGUAGAAGAGCAAUGUCUCAGACUCUAUACUCACGCAGUGUUCAAGGUGUUCCAGAAAGAACUCCUGCACUGCUACAGAUAUCUCGGAUUUAAGAUUUUCGAGGAAGCGGCUCUCAGCAGAUACCUGGUGCGUCGGUGCGAAAAUGACAACGAAAAAUGUGUAGUCACAGUGAUAUCAACAAAUCUGACUGUGAAUUGUAGCUGUAAAAUGUUUGAAUACGAAGGUAUACUAUGUCGACAUAUUAUGAGGGUGUUCCAAAUACUAGGAAUAGGCGAAAUUCCACCCUGCUACAUCCUACACCGGUGGACUCGAAAUGCUGAGUACGGAACACUGCAAGAUAUGGACUCAGAUGGCGGCCCUCAAGAACUCAAGGCCGUGAUGCUAUGGAGUCUGAGAGAAGCUGCUUGUAAAUACAUCGAGGCUGGGGCAACAUCUCUUGAAAAGUACAAACUUGCGUAUGAGAUUAUGCGAGAAGGUGGAAGGAAACUCCGUUGGCAAAGAUAAAUAUGGAGGUUAGAAUGUUAUCUGUCUUCUUAAUUUUUUACUGCAUGCACAUGCACUUUUAUCUUUUACUUUUUACUUUUUGUUUUGUUAUGGGUUGGUUGGAUUACUUUAGAUAUGUGACCCGGAAACCAUGAGAUUGUGUUGUGGGGAUGAUAUUUCUAUACUUGAAUGUAUAUAAAUAUGUAAAUGAAUGGAAUUUGGAUUACUUUGAA
Momordica charantia (bitter melon) is the source of this 3036-nucleotide messenger RNA. Its product is annotated as protein FAR1-RELATED SEQUENCE 7. The record is from RefSeq and is a predicted model, not a curated record. Gene Ontology annotation, molecular function: zinc ion binding. Gene Ontology annotation, biological process: regulation of DNA-templated transcription. NCBI's taxonomy places the organism in Eukaryota, Viridiplantae, Streptophyta, Magnoliopsida, Cucurbitales, Cucurbitaceae.